UGUUUGUGGGGGACCGAGAAAUUACAUAAUACACUGGUAGGGCCGACGCCUCGCUUAACUGAACUUUUUCUGUGGGAUUUUGUUUUCAACUCCCAUCCCGUCGACCCAGUAGCGUCAAGAGUACCGACUGCCCCCAGCGUGGUGUUCUAUACUUGGCUGUCUUCGACAAUUGCAAGAUAGGCUAAAGUCGCAGAUAUGGCUGUUGGAAAGAACAAGCGCUUGUCCAAGGGCAAGAAGGGCAUCAAGAAGAGAACCGUCGAUCCUUUCUCCAGGAAGGAUGAGUACUCUGUGAAGGCUCCUUCGACCUUCCAGACCAGGGAUGUUGGAAAAACUCUUGUGAACCGCACCAGUGGUCUCAAGAAUGCGAACGACUCUCUGAAGGGACGGAUUUUCGAGGUCUCUCUCGCUGACCUGCAGAACGAUGAAGACCAUGCUUUCCGCAAGGUCAAGCUUCGUGUCGACGAGAUCCAAGGAAAGAACUGCUUGACCAACUUCCACGGACUGGACUUUACGACCGACAAGCUGCGAUCCCUCGUUCGAAAGUGGCAAUCGCUUAUCGAGGCCAACGUGACGGUGAAGACGACUGACGACUACCUUCUUCGUCUGUUUGCGAUCGCUUUCACCAAGAGACGCCCCAACCAGAUCAAGAAGACCACAUAUGCUCGCUCGUCUCAGAUUCGCGCAAUCCGGAAGAAGAUGACCGAGAUCAUUCAGCGGGAGGCGGCCAGCUGCUCCCUGGCCCAGCUCACCACCAAGCUGAUUCCCGAGGUUAUCGGACGCGAGAUUGAGAAGUCUACUCAGGGAAUCUAUCCCCUUCAAAAUGUCCACAUCCGCAAGGUCAAGCUUCUCAAGUCUCCCAAGUUCGAUCUCGGUGCCUUGCUCAACUUGCACGGGGAGUCUGCUACUGACGACAAGGGUCACAAGGUCGAGAGGGAGUUCAAGGAGCAAGUUCUCCAGACCGUUUAA
Molecule: messenger RNA, 966 nt
Organism: Aspergillus melleus
Lineage: Eukaryota; Fungi; Ascomycota; Eurotiomycetes; Eurotiales; Aspergillaceae
Gene: rps1
Product: 40S ribosomal protein eS1
Exons: 5
Coding region: 196-966 (256 amino acids)
Biological process (GO): translation
Cellular component (GO): cytosol; ribosome
Molecular function (GO): structural constituent of ribosome
Source: RefSeq, a predicted model, not a curated record